AGAAACCCUACUACGACGUCAGUUCGUAAUGGCGACGCAAACAUGUACUCCGGGAAAGGCUUUCGUGGAGGCAGAUCCUUGAGACGACGCCAUGAGAGUGAGGAGGACAGCAUCACUCUCGACACAGGGAAGGGAAUACAAGGGAUCCUGCGAGAAGUGGUGGCCGUUGUGUGCCAGCAGAAUGGUGUCCCUAAGAGCCGCCGCCUGGGGUACCUCAACGCAGCGGUCAGGGCAAUAUCGAAGCUUAACACAACCAAUAACACUAAGAAGUCGCCUUUCACCGAAGAGCAAAUUAAAGCCUUUGAUGACAUCGUGUCGGACAAGGGAAAGACGCAUCCGCCAUCAUCCCACACAGACUUUGGGGAAGUCAAGAUCACAAAGGAACAGUAUUUCUGUUUGUUGCGGUGCUGCCUAGUCCAUGAUGGCAAGGAGGUCCGUGCCGGUGGGCUCAGACUCCUCCGUUACCUCAUACAGUCUCCUGAGGAUGUGAAAGCCCUUCAGGCAGUCAACACUAUACCUCUCAUUAUCAGGAGUAUGGACAUCAUGCUGGAUAAUCAAAUAGAGCGCGUGCAGAGUUUAAGGCUGACAAGAAAAAUGCUGCAGGUAGCUCCUAGUCUGUUUCCCUUGGCUUUGGCACGCUGCUUAGUCGCUAUUGCACGGGAUGGUGCCAAGGAGAGAGACCGUCUUCUCAGAUCUGCUCUUGCUACCCUUAAUGAAAUGGCUGUGUUGAAUACUAAUGUCUUUGUGGAAUGUGGGGGAGUGGGAGUGCUACUGCACAACAUCCUCGACUGUGCUAUGCCAAGAAUUAACGAGGCUCUCCUGGGUGCCAUUCUCUACCUCCUCAACACUCCUGAGUGGCGACCUCACUGUGCCCAGCUUCACCAGAUCCUGGCUCCCUUCUCGGACUUUCACUAUAAGCAUACGAGUUAUGACCUGGAAUAUUAUAGUAAAAGUGAGGAAAGAGAGUUACGGACUCAAGCGGGAAAGUUGGCAGUCCUGGUGUCCUUGCGUUCAUGGCCUGGCCUGGUGGCUCUCUGUCAGCCAGACACAGCAGCAUUAAAGUCGCUGGUGGCAUUACUUUAUCCAAACCACGAAGAUACAAGAAAAGCAGUGAUAGAGCUGUUAUAUGAGCUGUUUCGAAUACCUCUUGGGGAAUGGACAGGUGACUAUGACGAGGCCCUGGCUGAUUACAAUUCACACUCUUCCUCCGACACCGACCUGUGGAGAUUACAUGAAGGGUUUGUAGCUGCAGAAGCCAGAGCCCUCCUACCUCAUACUGCCAAGUUUAGACCAAACAUUAUUCAAAACCAUUUAGCCCUGGUACUUUACACGCUGAUGUGCGUUGAUUUGUUCCCUGCCAUGUGUGAGGUAAUUGUUAGCAGCUCAGCAGCAUUGUCUGUCCGCACAACUAUUCUUCUAGGUGAAAUGCUCCACCAAGCCAACCAGAACCUUCCAGCGGAGUGCUGUGCUCUGUCCCAUUCCCUUCCAUUGCUGCUGGAGCGAGCAGCUGGCCAGGAUGCGACGCAACGCAUGAGAGCAACUCAGGCCAUAACUGCUCUUCUCACUAUUGCCCGCACUCGUCUUAAUGCUCGCAGCUUACCCACCUCCCAGUACUUAGCACAUAUUAUCCGUUGUUCUCCUAAGACUAAAGAACGUAUGCCCAAGGUCCAGACAUCAACCACAAGUGCCAAACUAAGUAAGUGGCUGGGGAAGGACCAUGAUGAGGUAAUACAUCAGACGCUAAAGGACUCCAAUGUCAUUGCCACUGAAAGAUAUUCCCAGAAAUGGAAAUGGGAGUUGAUCAUUCCAGUACUAAGGUGGCCUACGGUUUCUUUGCAACGGUUAGAUGACAGCAGCUAUCGCCUUUUUACAAGACGUUUACUACACUUUUAUAAACCAAGUUCAGGGUUAUUUGCUAAUACUGAUCUGACACAUGAUCUUGCUCAAGUGUAUGCCCAAGCUCUACUGCACUUCUGUGAUUUUUUGUUAGGCGCAUCAGAGGAUGAAUGUAGUAAGUACUUAGAGGAAUUGCUGGUAGACCUGAGCAUGAAUCUUUCGUAUGUUGUCUGUGAACGUCCGCCCCAUGAUGCUGUGUUGUCACCAUCCCGCCUUAACACUACUACUGCACAGCAUUAUUUCUUGGCAAUGGGCAGACUUUCUCAUUCUCAGAGAGGAUAUGACAUGCUUCUCAAAGCGGGCAUUUUUCAGCAGCUGCAGGAAUUAGUAAGCAUAUCUUCCAGUGACAUGUAUGCCAAACUUGUGUCAACGUGCCUAGAUUAUUCAAUCAAUGGUCUUAACAGAGCUAUUUUAAACAAGAUUUUAACUGGAUGUCAAGAGUCAGCUCGCAUGUACGCCACGCAGCUACUCAGAGCAUUAGUGCGAGUAGGAGCUGAAGACUUUUCAAGGUGGGGCAUUGAGCUGCUUGUGGGUCAGCUUUAUGAUGAGAGCCGUUUAGUUGCUCACGCAGCACUGGAUGUUUUGGAUGAAGCUUGUGAUAAUGAGGAAUACUUAGAGGCAGUGUUGUGUGCACCUCCAUCGGUUCUACAUCUGGGUGACAAGGGUCAGUUGCUCAUGGCAAAAUUGGUUUCCUCCCCUCGUGGUUUUCGAGCUUAUCAAGAAGCAAACUUCAUUAAUACUUUAUUGGAUAAAUGGGCUGCAACUUACAACUACAAAUAUGUUCGAAUGAUGCAAACAGCAGUAGCAGAUUCCCUGACGCAUCACCAGCGUGGAGAUGAUGGCAAUUAUGGUAGACGUACAGGGAGCAAGCAUGUGGUCCAUGAUGUCUUUGUUCUUCCACACUUGUAUGGGUCCCUCACACAACACAAAGAUGGUUUCUCUGUUUUGAUGCAGCAUGAAGCAGUGAAAAAUAUGGUACAGGUUGUGAAGAACGGCAAUGUAGCAACUGCGCAAGAUAUAUAUGAACUAAAGGUUGCCAUCUGGGCUAUGGGUCAUGUGGGGCUGAGCAGUGAUGGUGCUGGUUUCUUGAGCUGCGAGGGGGUGCUGACGUCCCUCACACAGCUUGCUGCCUCGUGCCCUGUGUACUCGGUUAGAGGAACAUGUUUCCAUGCCCUUUGCUUAGUGGCAACUACUAGAGAUGGAGCUAGUCUGCUGCGAAAGUAUGGUUGGGAGUCUGUUACCCGCCACCAUCAUGAACCUUGGCAGUAUGUUGAAGAGCUAAUGGAAUCUUGGGGAGGGACAAAUAACCAGGGACAGGGGGAUGAGAACUAUAUCAGUGUCCGUGGCCAUCAGAUCUCUGAGAGUGAUGCUGAUGACCUGGAGUUAUCAAAAAGUGGUGGAUUUUACGUAGGUGAUGACUCUGAUGAUUGCAGUGACGGAGGGUCAUUACUAGUGGAUGGUAUUGGUUUGGAUGAUACAUACCCAACCACUGGAAAAAGUCAGACUUUACCACACAAGUCAAAACCAUCAUCCAUGAUGGGUCACCAGAGGAGCCUCUCAGACUGUGCACCAGUCUUGGAGGAGCUUCCUUCCUCAGACCCCCCUCAGUCUGCUCCCUCACAAGAUGAUCUCACUCUUGGGAAAAGAUCUUCCAUCCGACUCAGCAAAAUCUUUUCAAGCAUGCGCAGGAAGCAAGAAAGACGGCGGGAGAGCACAUGUAGCCGCACCAGCAACUCCUCGACAACCUCUGAUCGCAUGAUGUCCGCUUUUCUGCAGUCAGCCAAAAAGCUAAGGGGGACCAGUUCCCGAAGCCACUCCCUCACUGAACACUUUGGCUCAGAUGAUGAGGCUGCUGACCAGAGAUACACAAUAAGCUCUGAUUCAUUGUCAGAUCCAGCACAGGACCAAGAUUUUCCAACGUCCGAUAUGCAUUUAGAUCCAGCUGAUAGUUCGAGUGACGCUUAUCAACUGGCAGUUCACACACCUGCGCAGUUCAGGCCUCAUGUUGAGUCUCGUCUGAGCCCCAUUGCUAGUGGUGCCUCAUUGUCAACCAUUGGAUCUCAGGCUGUUAUUGAAGGUGGUGUUGACUUAAUGAGAGGGACGCGAGGGGGAUCAAUCCGUGGUUCAAGUGGAGCUCUGUUUGCUGAGGAUAGUGGGGGAGGAGGUACCGGAGGGAGUGGAGGUGGUGGGAGUACAACUCCCGGUGUUCUAGGGUCAGGAGUAGCUACUGGCCAGCCCUUGUCAACACAGAGUUACUUAACACUGCGCAACAUCACCAAACACCGGAGAGUAGUGUCGGAGUCAACGCAAGAGGAAAAGAAUUCGCGCAAUUCUCUCAAGGGCUUUCUGUCUUCCAGCUAUGAUCAAGGAGUGCCAUACUUGAUGCGUGACCUUCUCGAUGUGCGAGGGAUGGUGCGGUCUCCUUCAGGUUGUAGUGAGGUUUCUUCCGUGCGUUCCUUUGGCAUUCGUGGUGGUGGCACAGGAGCUGGCACAGGUAGAGGGGUGUCCAUGAGUGGCCUAACACAUCACCAGUCAGGGCAGUGUUAUGUUGGCUUUGCCCUGCCCUUGGACCUGGACCUCCUGCUUUAUGAUGCUUCCUCUGACAAGAAGAGCCAUCCUGAAGGAGGGGGUGUGAGUGUUGCAAUCACUAAUGGUACUACUGGGAAGGACAGGUUUCCUGCUAUCACAGAGUCUGAGUUUGAGAGUCUGUCUGAAGAGAAUUCCAGUGGCAGAAAGGCUGAUAUAGUUAGAAGAGAAAAAGAGGAAGCAGAUGGAAAAAAUAAGCGAGUUGACAGUGACGACACAGGAUUAGAACUCCACUGCAAACAGACUUGCCUGGCAUGCUUUUCCUUAACCUCGCCUUCCCCAAAGUUAAAUUCAAGCCCUGUACACCAAUGUGAGAACGAAGGGCAGGUGAUGGAUGCUGUGGUAGAGUCCCCACCGCUCCAACGAGUCAAAGCCAUCACCGAGCUGUCUGAAGCCUCGGAGUCAUCGAGUGUCAACAGUCAGGGAUGGGAUGACUUAGUAGAUGGAAAGUCUGGUCCAGAGCGCAUCAACCAGACGUUGGUAAGGAAGGAGAUUCUGCGAUUGAUAACAAACCUGCUGUCUUCCAUUGUUGCCAAGUCUGCAGAAUCAGGCCUGUUAACCCUAAAGCAGCGAUGGCCGCAAGCAUUCCGGGACUUAUGCCUCUACUCAGAGAUUUGUCUCAUUUUGGCUUCCUAUUCAUUCCGCUUGACAGCACGACGCUUCAUUCAGGAACUUUUUAUGGACCUGCCACUGAAUGAGAUCUUCGCAGAGGCCAACCGCAUACUCACCACUGAACUGGAAGGGCUGUGCGAGGCUCAAAACCAGGCAUUAAACCCGAGCUCACCGCCACUGCACGGCUUCAGCUUACAGCCCCCUGCCAUGGCAGACAUAGCCGAAGUGACGCUUUCUGAUAAAUCUGAUAAGGAAGAAGAAUGUUAAUUGCUUAAAAUAGUCUGCCAGAAUGCACAAUGCUAUGUUCCUUAAUGGACCGCUGAAUGCUACCAGAUAUUGUGCCCUAUGCAAAACUCAAGUCAAGGUGUUAUACCAAGUAGGAUAUAUGUGAAGGAGUUCAGUCUUCAUCUUUUUCUAAAUAGCACUGUAUAAAGAUAGAGAAAUGUAUGAAUGCAUUUUCUACCCCC
This is a messenger RNA of Penaeus monodon (black tiger shrimp), 5561 nucleotides long. It is a transcript of the gene rictor, whose product is annotated as rapamycin-insensitive companion of mTOR-like. The transcript is spliced from 28 exons. Gene Ontology annotation, molecular function: protein serine/threonine kinase activator activity. Gene Ontology annotation, cellular component: TORC2 complex. Bases 43 to 5361 code for a protein of 1772 amino acids. The record is from RefSeq and is a predicted model, not a curated record. NCBI's taxonomy places the organism in Eukaryota, Metazoa, Arthropoda, Malacostraca, Decapoda, Penaeidae. Gene Ontology annotation, biological process: TORC2 signaling; positive regulation of phosphatidylinositol 3-kinase/protein kinase B signal transduction.